CAAACAGUUUGUACCUUGAAGUGGCAUAUGGUUGGACUGGGGUCUUGGUGGAACCUCAACCGGGGCUGUUCCAUCGUCUUUUGUUGAAGCACAGAAGGGUGGCGAGCCUUCUAACCUGCAUCAGCUCUAAACCAAAUAAGAUGAGAACAAACCUGGUGAUGAGUGACUUGGAAAACAACGACAUGAUUCAAGGAACUGCGGCAUUGAAAGGGGCUCAUCGUGUCCUAGAUGAGAGUACCACGGAAAUGGCCGUAACUUGUUACCCACUCAUCAAUAUUCUAAGAGCAACGGGUUUGACACAAUUGGAUGUUUUGUUUCUGGAUGUUCAGGGCAUUGAAGCUGAUAUACUGCAAACUGUGCCUUGGGAAGAAGUUGAUAUCAAGGUGAUAGUUCUCGAGUUUGAUGUCCCACGUUUCAUGGAAAGGGACAAGAAACUGGUCAUGGAUUUGCUUGAGCCCCUCGGAUACCGACUCGUGACCCAGAUUCUUGCAGAUCCCAAAGAUCCCUAUGAAUACUUGUGGAUCCCUGUGACAGUCCUUUUGUGGAUCCUGACAUCAAAGGCUGCUGUUCUGCCAUGGAGCCUGUUCUGGGAUGACAUCCCGGGAUGUGUCUUGGACGUUGUCCCGGGACAAUGUCCCAAGACAACAUCCCAUGAUGUGUCGCGGACCUUGUGGCAGACCGUGUCACAGGACAUUGUCACAGCGCCUGCGGUGGAGCCUGUCCCAGAGCAUGUCAUGGACACGCGUCCCGCCAAGCAAGCUGUGGCACAGGCAGGACUCCAUCCUGCCGACGCCACACCGCACCUCAGCCUGGCGCUGGUUUGCAACCUGACAAGACAGAUGUCUUUUGGAUCAUAUCUGGAGAACUUUGUGCUCACUAUAGAAAUCAGAGAGAAUCUGCUGCAGGACAACCGGAACGGCAAGAAGGGUUCAUAUCGGAUAAGGGACAAUGUCACUGAUCGAUCUCAAGGCGGACAACCGAAGAAAAUCAUAGAGCUGCUGGGUCAUAGGACAAACCUGGUGAUGAGUGACUUGGAAAACAACGACAUGAUUCAAGGAACUGCGGCAUUGAAAGGGGCUCAUCGUGUCCUAGAUGAGAGUACCACGGAAAUGGCCGUGACUUGUUACCCACUCAUCAAUAUUCUAAGAGCAACGGGUUUGACACAAUUGGAUAUUUUGUUUCUGGAUGUGCAGGGCAUUGAAGCUGAUAUACUACAAACUGUGCCUUGGGAAGAAGUUGAUAUCAAGCAUUGA
This is a messenger RNA of Notodromas monacha, 1253 nucleotides long. Lineage: Eukaryota; Metazoa; Arthropoda; Ostracoda; Podocopida; Cyprididae. The record is from the annotation of a GenBank genome assembly.